Messenger RNA from Mus caroli (Ryukyu mouse), 2579 nucleotides. It is a transcript of the gene Fcgr1a, whose product is annotated as Fc gamma receptor Ia. NCBI's taxonomy places the organism in Eukaryota, Metazoa, Chordata, Mammalia, Rodentia, Muridae. Gene Ontology annotation, molecular function: IgG receptor activity; IgG binding. Gene Ontology annotation, cellular component: external side of plasma membrane. The record is from RefSeq and is a predicted model, not a curated record. Gene Ontology annotation, biological process: positive regulation of phagocytosis; antibody-dependent cellular cytotoxicity; cell surface receptor signaling pathway.
CAUGAUGCUUACCAGCUUUGUAGAUCACAUGUGGCUUCUAACAACCCUGCUGCUUUGGGUUCCAGUCGGUGGGGAAGUGGUUAAUGCCAUCAAGGCUGUGAUCACCUUGCAGCCUCCAUGGGUCAGUAUUUUCCAGAAGGAAAACGUCACUUUAUGGUGUGAGGGGCCUCACCUGCCUGGAGACAGUUCCACACAAUGGUUUAUCAACGGAACAGCCGUUCAGAUCUCCACGCCUAGUUAUAGCAUCCCAGAGGCCAGUUUCCAGGACAGUGGCGAAUACAGGUGUCAGAUAGGUUCCUCAAUGCCAAGUGACCCUGUGCAGUUGCAAAUCCACAAUGAUUGGCUGCUACUCCAGGCCUCCCGCAGAGUCCUCACAGAAGGAGAGCCCCUGGCCUUGAGGUGUCACGGAUGGAAGAAUAAGCUGGUGUACAAUGUGGUUUUCUAUCGAAAUGGAAAAUCCUUUCAGUUUUCUUCAGAUUCGGAGGUCGCCAUUCUGAAAACCAACCUGAGUCACAGCGGCAUCUACCACUGCUCAGGCACGGGACGACACCGCUACACGUCUGCAGGAGUGUCCAUCACGGUGAAAGAGCUGUUUACCACGCCAGUGCUGAGAGCAUCCAUGUCAUCUCCCUUCCCGGAGGGGAGUCUGGUCACCCUGAACUGUGAGACGAAUUUGCUCCUGCAGAGACCCGGGUUACAGCUUUACUUCUCCUUCUAUGUGGGCAGCAAGAUCCUGGAGUACAGGAACACAUCAUCAGAGUACCAUAUACCAAGGGUGGAAAGAGAAGAUGCUGGAUUCUACUGGUGUGAGGUAGCCACGGAGGACAGCAGUGUCCUUAAGCGCAGCCCUGAGUUGGAGCUCCAAGUGCUUGGUCUCCAGUCAUCAGCUCCUGUCUGGUUUCACAUCCUGUUUUAUCUGUCAGUGGGAAUAAUGUUUUCGUUGAACACGGUUCUCUAUGUGAAAAUACACAGGCUGCAGAGAGAGAAGUACAACUUAGAAGUCCCUUUGGUUUCUGAGCAGGGGAAGAAAGUUAAUUCCUUUCAGCAAGUUAGAAGCGAUGGCGUGUAUGAAGAAGUAACAGCCACUGCGAGUCAGACCACACCAAAAGAUGCGCCCGACGGACCUCGAAGCUCAGUGGGUGACUGUGGACCUGAGCAGCCUGAGCCCCUUUCUCCCAGUGACAGUACCGGGGCACAAGCUUCCCAAAGUUGACCCUGAAACUGUGGGACCAUGGCAUGCAACUCUUAAAUAAAGCAAAUAUACAAACUGGCUCUGGCUGAGACAAGCUGGGUAAUCAGACAUCUGAAAGGAGACCAAAGCGAUCUUGCAACACGUGGAGUCAGGUCACAGCGUGGGUUGUCGAAUGUUUGACCUUAUGGAGCAGGGAAACAGGAAGUGAAUCCCGUAGGAUCCCCCCCCCCCGCCCCCCAAGGCCGCCCGGGACAGGACCCAGCUCUGGAAGACUCCAGUCUGAGACGUGCGGAACCAGAGCAGGGGUGAGAUUCCUGCCCAGAAGGGACAGCUGUGCCAUCCCUUCACAGGGUGGAUGGGUUCAGGGAAAGGCCUCCCCAGGGACGGCCUGUGUGUCAGGGGAGCAGACGCUGAUACAGACAGCUCCAUAGCCUGGGCUAAAGCUGGCUAAGUAAGACCCGGUGUUCAUCCUGGGAGCAUCUGAAUUUGUGUUCUCCUUCCUACCGUCUCUCUUUAUGCACCCUCCCCAGAUUUGCUGCCCACACCCCUCAAAGGACAUAGUGGCAGCAGCUAAAGAGUGAAGUGUCAGCAGUGAUCCAUCCAUCUAACUUCCCUCAGGUCCAGAUACCCCCAACCCCAAACUCCCACACUCUAGGGGCCUUUUCAGGCAGCCUGCAUGUGGUGUCUUAGCAGAGCUAUGGAACAAAGGCUUUUAGCUCUAUCACUAUCUGACAAGCAGACAGCACCCUCAGGUGCCCUCAUUGGGUGGUGAGAGCUUUCUCCAGCCAGUACCACCUGUAAGCUGGAGAGUGGGGCGGGAACACUGGCCCAAAGCGUCCCUAUUGGAAGGCAUGGCUCACAUGUGUGCCACAAAUGCCCUUAGACCACACAGGAAGACCGAAUUCUAGAAACAAGGAGUAGAUCAUGUCUCCACUUACUGUCACUCCUAAGGGCCUGCUGAAGGUCUUGGUGCUUCACAUCCCUGGAACUCUAGGGUAUGCCGUGCUAGAGGUCUCAGUCCGCAGAGUGGGUGUGGCAUAGCCUGAGCCUCCCUGGAUAUGAACAUUAGCAGAUAUCAAGGUAUAUUGGGACCUUUAUAACCAGGGACCAAUAGGCAUGAGAGGGACCGGGAUAAUGGACCACAGUCACGGGAGGAGAUACACUCUGUUGUACAAUGCAUGCAGAAACUGUUAAAAACAGUGUGGGAGCUGGAGAGAUGAUCAGGGGUUAAGAACACUUCCUGCUCUUCCAGGAGACCUGAGUUCACUUUUUGUAACUGCUUGUAAGUCCAGAUGUCGUCUUCUGAUCUCUUGCAAGCACCCACAUGUGCAGGGUGUGCAGACACAGACAUAUGAACAAGAACAAUUAAAAAAUAAAUUAUAACUGC